AUGUUUGGUUAUAAGCUUUUUGGCAAUAACGGGCAGGAACUGUACUCCACGCCACGUGAAUUCCACGUAAAGGCGCGGGAGGACAUCCAGCGCCAUUUACAAAAGCUCCAGGAUAAAAAAACCGCCAAAUCCACCGAACAAGCUCAGCCGGUUCCGGAACAAGAGGCGUCGCUCACGUACGGCUCAUCGCCGCUCCGCAGGGCCAUCACGGUCUCGUCGCAGGACUCGUCCGAUGAGACGUCCAUAGAUUCCGAACCGGUGCAAUUGCAAAGACGCCAGACGAUGGAAUCGGCUGAGUCGUCGCUGUUCACCCAACUUUCGCAAAUAUACUCAAAUACUACGCUUCCGACGCAGGUCAGCGACGUUCCUGUUGCUCAUUCGGACCAGAUAUCGCUGGCAGAGGCGCUUCCUCGCGAUUUCAGAGAUUAUUACUCGCCAGAUCUGCAAACCCCACGGUUCCCCAACGGACGCCCCCUUUUCACCAAGAGAAAUUUACGGGAUUGGGAACUUAACGACAUCAGGUCGCUUUUGAUUGUCGAUAGUGUGCGGCCGGAAUGGAAGGGCAAAUCGCCGCUGAUUCGGCUGCCAUAUGUGCCUGUUACGCUGAAAAUCCAGGUGCUACCGCUGGACGCACCCGAUGCCCAAUACGUCGAAACUCUGGCCAAUUCUGACAUCUACGAGGAGAGUCGGUUCGAUAUCGAGUUUAGACAGAAAACAGCAAACUACAUUGUCCAACAGGCGCGUCAGCGACACGCCAGCCAGUUCCAGCAUCAGACUUUUAUGAAGUACGAAUGGCGCAACAUUGUGGAGAACUAUUUGCUGAAUCUCGCGAUCGAAAAUCAAUGCAGAUAUGAGUUCAAGCAGAAGGUGAGCGGGCUUAAAAAGGCUAAAAACCAGGGCAUUCGUGGUGACGAAGUGCUAUACAAAAAAGUGUUGAAGAACAGAAUCGAACUAACCGACGAGGUUAAGUUCCAGAUCUGGCAGGAGGUGCAGAAAUCGGUGUAUAAGAGUUUGGAGAGCGCAUGA
Molecule: messenger RNA, 1026 nt
Organism: Ogataea philodendri
Lineage: Eukaryota; Fungi; Ascomycota; Pichiomycetes; Pichiales; Pichiaceae
Exons: 1
Coding region: 1-1026 (341 amino acids)
Source: RefSeq, a predicted model, not a curated record